UUUUUUUUUUUUUUUUGCUAACCGGGAUCACGAUUUCAUCUCUUCCUUUUUGUCAUCAUCACACCACUGCUCCACUCAUGCCUUCUCGAGUUAUCUAAACGUCCCUCUCUAUCCUGACCUUCUUGUUCCCACCCUCGUCCGUUUUCCCUGUGUUAUCCUGGAAGAUCCUCCCCUUUCAUCAUCUUCCGUCACCCUUUCCUUUUGGUUUUCAUCAACGCCAAUUCUGGCCUACCGCCCUUCGAACUAUUGCACCUCAACUUGCACGCAACCAACAAUGGCAUUCGCGAGGUUCUCGUACCUCCAUACGAUCCUUAUACUGUCGACGCUCGUCCUUGUAUGGUUGAUUUGGUCCACCGUCCGCCUUCAAGGGAAUGAAUCAAAUAAUAUCCCACCAUACCGAUACCAUGGCGACAAUGCCUAUGGCGAUCCUUUUCAGGACGAGUUCAAUAAAGAGUUCGAACGCGAGAACAACGGACUCCCGGAUCCAGAAAAGGACCUGCCCUAUGUCACUGAUCGCACCAACUCUCCUCUGGAAACUUUGACCAAGAAUUUCACAAUCGUCACCGCAGCCUCUGCCAACCACUUUUGCGCCCUCGAGAGUUUUCUUUAUUCGCUGUCGGAGGUUUUUGAGGGUCUAGAGCGUACAGAAGUGCGACCAAAGAUGGUUGUUUACAAUCUUGGAGGGAUGACGAGCGAGCAAUUGUCCCAGCUUCAGUACCUAAAGGACAACCAAUACAUUGACGAAUACAAGGAUUUCGAAUACGAAAAGUACCCCGACUUUUGGGACAUUACGAUCGCUCGAGGAGAGUACGGCUGGAAAGCAGGCAUCAUCAAGGAGGUCGCAGACCAGGACCGUGGGUUACUGUUGUGGAUGGAUUCGGGCAAUAUGCUGGCAUUGGAUUUUUUGCGAUACCUGCCUGGAUAUCUGGACAAGUUUGGUUUCUGGAGUCCGCAGAGUUCGGGAUCGUUCCGACAGUAUACGCAUCCAGGCUUGCCACAGUACUAUGGUGACACGCUCGAGACCUACGCUCAGGAGACCAACUGUAAUGGAGCAGUUAUCGCGUUUGAUGCGUCGAACGAUCGGAUCUACAAUGGACUGUUGAAUGAGUGGUACAAGUGCUCGUCGACCAAGGAGUGCAUCGCACCUUCGGGCUCCUCUCGAACGAACCAUCGACAGGAUCAGGCGGCACUCACGUACCUGGUCAAGAAGAUGCACUUUGUGGAGCAGUGCCGACACUUCCCAGAACAUUAUGGCGUCACAGUGCAUCAAGACAAGGUUUGCAGGGAGAGGAUACGUGCCUACAAAAUCAUGAAGGGACUCGAUCAGGAGAACGAGGACAUGAAUGGUGAUGAUGGUGAGGAUGAGGAUGAGGAUGAGGAUGAGGGAGGUGUCGUCCAGGCAUAAAGGGCCCCUGUUCAUUCUCAAUCCUCGUACCGCUCCGCAUCCUACACCCAGCAUUUUUUUAAUAUUGGUCUCCAGUGAUGGUUGAGAUAGAGUACCUCAGCUUUGGAGACUAUUUUUAAAUAUCACCCCACUCUCUUCCUCUUCUCUUCUUUUCUUUACUCUUCGUCUCUUCUCCAAAGUUUACCCGGCGCUAUACCAGGCGAUUCUACAAAAAAGAAAUACGUGUAUAUUUAUUAAUGAUAUGAUGCUAUUAAAGAUUAAUGAACCCUC
Molecule: messenger RNA, 1675 nt
Organism: Gamsiella multidivaricata
Lineage: Eukaryota; Fungi; Mortierellomycota; Mortierellomycetes; Mortierellales; Mortierellaceae
Exons: 2
Coding region: 275-1405 (376 amino acids)
Source: RefSeq, a predicted model, not a curated record